AUGCUAUAUAAACCACUUGAAGCCCAUUCAAGUUUACCAAAAGGGAGUCAGCACAUGUUGAACUCAAGCUCCGGACUAGACUAACUGAAAAAUAUAUUAAUCGAGAGGACAAAAAGACGACGAAAAAACCGUUGCGAAUCCGCGCCUACCUACCUGGCAAGUAAAUCUCAACCAUGGCCUCCGCCAAAUCCAUCCUCGACCAAAUCCUCCACCGCUACACCUUGCACCGGGACUCGCCUACUUCCUCCACAAAGGACAAACUCCACGGCGCCGCCUUCCUCGUCGUUGACAAAUCCGGCCCCAUCUACGCCGGCGCAGCCGGCCACACCUCCCUCCCCAUCAAUGCCUCGACCCCGGCCUUCUCAACCGACUCCUUCCUCUGGGUCGCCUCCCUCACCAAGCUCCUCACCACCAUUUGCCUGAUGCAACUCGUCCAGCAAGGCAAGCUUCAUCUGGACGAGGACGUCCGUGAAAAGUUGCCGGAAAUGACCAAAUGGGGAAUCUUGCGGGGUUUUGAGGAGGAACAUAAAGAGGGAAAAGCGAUACUGGAAGAGAUCACCAAGCCAAUCACUGCCCGCCAGUUACUUACGCACUCUGUCGGUUUAUCUUAUGACUUGGGCCAUCCGCUGCUGGAGCGGUGGGCGAAAGAAGUCGGCAAAAAGGGAAACACAAACUCGAUGACGGUGGAAGGGUGGACGACUCCCCUUUUGUUUCCUCCCGGCGAUGGGUGGGUAUACGGCACGGGAUUGGAUUGGGCAGGCGUUUUGUUGGAGCGGGUUUUGGCCUCCUCCUCCUCCUCCUCUUCCUCCUCCUCCUCCUCCUCCUCCUGUCCUAAAAAUGAAGAAGGUGAGAUGACAACGACGACGACGACGACGACGACGACGACGACGACGCUGGGACAGUACAUGCGCGAGAACAUCUUUGAGCCGUUGGGGAUGGAGUGCUCAACUCUGAAACCGGCUGCUGAACUCCUGGAAAACCCGGAAAAGAGGAUCAAAGACAAGUUGGUCCACAUGACGCUGAGGGAUGCAAAGACGGGCGAGCUGUCGCUGGGAGAAUUGCCAAUCUCAACAGCAUGGGAUCCCAAGGCGGAGAGCGGGGGUGCGGGGUUGUGGACUACGGCGGAGGAGUAUGGGAAGGUUUUGGCGGCGGUGUUGAGGGCUGCUUCGGGCUCAGAGGAGGAGGAGAAGGGGGAGAGGGAGGGGGAGCUGGGGCUCACGAAGGAGACGGUUGAUCAGAUGUUUAGUCCGCAGUUGAACGAGAAGGGCCUGGAAAUGAUCAAGGAGAUGGGGAGGGCGUUCCAUGCGGGCAUCAUGCCUGAGUUUCCGGAAGGGUUCGACGCGGUCGAUCAUGGCUUGGGCGGACUGCUGAAUAUGGAGGAUGUGGAGGGCAAGAGGAGGAAGGGAAGUAUGAUGUGGCAUGGAUACUGCAAUUCGCAUUGGUGGAUUGAUCGCGAAACGGGCAUUGGUGCAUGCCUCCUAGUUGAACAGUUUCCCUUUGCCGACCCGGUGGUCAUCCAGCUGUACAAUGACCUCGAGCGGGCCGUUUAUGGGGAGCUGGUCCCCGAGUGGAAGAAGGCGACGGCUGCUGUUGUCUAGUUGUCAUGCUAUCCAGAAAUUGGCCGUCUUCUGGCUAUAAGUUACAUCCACAGGGAACCCUGGGUUCCUGGGGAUAAAAUCAGGCGCUUGAGAGUCAAUAGUUGGAAAUGUCUCCAAAUAGGGUUCAAGGAAAAAUGUGACACCCUUUUUUCAAGGGCAAAAGAACUUUGGCCCCAAACACUCGCA
Molecule: messenger RNA, 1784 nt
Organism: Neurospora crassa OR74A
Lineage: Eukaryota; Fungi; Ascomycota; Sordariomycetes; Sordariales; Sordariaceae
Exons: 2
Coding region: 174-1598 (474 amino acids)
Source: RefSeq, a predicted model, not a curated record